Molecule: messenger RNA, 3467 nt
Organism: Tachyglossus aculeatus (Australian echidna)
Lineage: Eukaryota; Metazoa; Chordata; Mammalia; Monotremata; Tachyglossidae
Product: NACHT, LRR and PYD domains-containing protein 12-like
Biological process (GO): regulation of inflammatory response
Cellular component (GO): cytoplasm
Molecular function (GO): protein binding
Source: RefSeq, a predicted model, not a curated record
AUGACCUGCAGCAUCCGCAGUCGACUGGCCGAGUACCUGGAAGAACUCCGGGACCCAGAGCUGCGGAAAUUCAAGUUCCACCUGGAGGACUUGGCCCCCGCGGCGGGCUGGGCCCCCAUCCCCUGGGGCCGGACGGAGAAAGCCGAUUCCCUGGACUUAGCCCAUCUCCUGGUCGCCCAUGUCGGAGAGCGGGGUGCCUGGGAGCUGGCGGUCCACGUAUUUGAAAGGAUACACAGGAAAGAUCUGUGGGAGAGAGCCAGGGCAGAGGCGGUGGUGAGGGAUUUGUCGGUGUCGGCUUUGGGAUGCCAGUGGGAGCAGAGAAGAAGAGCAGAGCACCUGGUUGAGCCCCACGAAGCAGAAGCGACGAGAGACCCCCGGGACGUGUACCGGGAGCACAUCCGACGGAAGUUCCGGUUCAUUGAGGACCGCAACGCCCGGCCGGGGGAGUGCGUGAACCUCAGCCAGAGGUACACCCAGCUGCUGCUGAUGGAGCGGCACCCCACCCCCCAGGACGCGGCCCCCGAAUCGCCGACCGCCCGGCUGGAGGCCGCGGGGGCCCCGGAGCGCCAGCCGGGCCCAGUGCAGGUGGAGACCCUGCUGGAGCCGGACGCCUCCUGGCCGGAGCCGCCCCGCACGGUGGUCCUACAGGGGGCCGCGGGCAUCGGCAAGUCCAUGCUGGCCCGGAAGAUCAUGCUGGACUGGGCCGAGGGCCGCCUGUACCGGGCCCGCUUCGACUACCUCUUCUACAUCAGCUGCAGGGAGAUGAGCCGCGUGGGCCGCAGCAGCCUGGCCGGCCUCAUCUCCGGCCGCUGGCCUCGACGGGAGGCCCCGCUGGCGGACAUCGUGCGGAGGCCGGAGCGGCUCCUCUUCGUCAUCGACGGAUUCGACGAGCUAGGCCGGUCCCCUCGGAGGCCCCCGCCGGGCCGGCGGGCCGGCGGCUGGAAGGCCAAGCUGCCCGUGGCCAGUCUCCUGGGCGGCCUUCUGGGGAAGGACCUGCUGCCCGAGGCGUCCCUGCUGAUCACCACGCGGCCCGCGGGCCUGGCCCGGCUGCAGCCUCUGCUGGAGCAGCCUCGCCACGCCGAGAUCCUGGGCUUCUCGCGGGCCGGCCGCCGGGACUACUUCCACAAGUUCUUCGGGGACGGCCGGCGCGCCGCCCGGGCCCUGGGCUUGGUGCGGGACGUCGAGGCCCUCUCCGCCGUGUGCUUCGUGCCCCUGGUCUGCUGGAUCGUCUGCACGUGCCUGAAGCAGGAGAUGGAGCGCGGGGAGCCCCCGGGCCAGCCGUCCAAGACCACCACCUCCGUCUACGUCUUCUACCUCCUCAGCCUGCUGCAGCCGGACCCGGGGGGCUCCGGGCCCCGGGGUCGCCCCGUCCUGGCCCCGCUCUGCUCCCUGGCCGCCCACGGCGUCUGGGCCCGGAAGGUCCUCUUCGACGAGGGCGACCUGAGGAGGCACGGCCUGGCCGGGUCCGACGUCUCGGCCUUCCUCAACCUGAGCGUCUUCCAGAAGGACAUCCACUGCCAGAGGCUGUACAGCUUCAUCCACCGGAGUUUCCAGGAGUUCUUCGCCGCCCUCUUCUACCUGACCGGCGGGGACGGGCGGGAGGGCGGGAGGGGCUCCCGCCACAGCGUGACCCGGCUCCUGGAGCAUUAUGGCAGAUCCGAGACCAGUUACCUGGCCCUGACCGUGCGCUUCCUCUUCGGGCUCUUGAACGAGGAGAACAAGAGCUACCUGGAGCGGCAGUUUGGGUGUCCGCUCUCCCCCACGGUCAAAGGGGAGCUGCUGGCCUGGAUUGAAGCCAGGGCUCAGAUCGGGGGCCGGACCCUGGAGCGGGGGACGCUGGACCUCUUCUCCUGCUUGUACGAGACCCAAGAGGAAGGUUUCAUCCGGCGGGCGCUGGACCCCAUCCAGGUCGUCGUGGCCCGCGACCUGUCCACCAAGAUGGACCACGUGAUCUCGGCCUUCUGCGUGGGCAACUGCCGGAACGCGUCUGUCGUCCACCUGGGCAGCGUCGAGUUCAGCUCGGAGGAGGCCGCGGAGGGCCAGGGGCCUGUGGGGACGGAGGGGACGCACCUCGGGGACCAGCCUCUGUCGCCUGUGGAGAGGUGUUGGCUGCCGGACACCUACUGUGAGCAUCUCUCCUCCGCCCUGAGGACCAACCAAAACCUAGCGGAGCUCGUCCUCGAUCUCAACGCCCUGGGAAACCAGGGAGUGAAGCUGCUCUGUCAGGGUCUGGGACACGCCAACUGCAAACUGCAGAACUUGGGCUUGAAGAAAUGCCGCUUUUCAAGCGCGGCCUGUCAGGACAUCUCUUCUGCGCUCAGCGCCAACCAGAACUUGGUGAUGAUGGAUCUGAGUAACAACGCUCUGGGGGACGUCGGGGUCAAGCUGCUCUGUGCGGGGCUGAGACACCCGAAAUGCCGGCUCCAGUCACUCCAGUUGAAAAAGUGCUACUUCGGCUGGGCCGCCUGUGAGGAUCUCUCCUCCGUUCUCAGCACCAACCCGCAUCUUAUGGAGCUGGACCUGACCGGCAAUGCCUUGGGUGAUGCAGGGGUGCAGCUGCUGUGUGUGGGAAUGAAGCAACCAUCUUGUCGACUGAAGACGCUAUGGCUAAAGAUCUGUCAUCUGACAAGGGCCUCCUGCGUGGAGCUGGCUUCCGUUCUCAGCAUGGACUGCAGCCUGACAGAGCUUGACUUGAGCCUGAACGAUUUGGAGGAUGCGGGCGUUCGCCUACUCUGUGAGGGACUUGGCCAGCCCAAGAGCAAACUGCAAAAACUCAGGUUGGGGAUUUGCCGGCUGACGUCAGCUGCCUGCGGGGCCAUCUCCACGGCCCUCGGGCCCAACGGCCACCUCAAGGAACUGGACCUGAGCUUCAACGACCUGGGGGACGGAGGAGCCCAUCAGCUCUGUGGCGGGCUGAACCACCCCAACUGCAAACUGCAGAAGCUCUGGUUGGACAGUUGCUGUCUCACUGCCAUUGCCUGUGAGAGUCUUUCUUCAGUCAUCGCCAAACAUCAGACUCUGACCAAACUGUACCUGACCAACAACGCCCUGGGCGACGCCGGAGUUGGCCUGCUGUGUGAGAGACUCAAUCAGCCGACGUGCAAACUGCGGACGCUCUGGUUGUUUGGGAUGGAGCUGAAGGCGGAGACCCAGAACACUCUGGCCGCCCUUCGCAGGACCAAGCCCCACUUGGACAUCGGCUCCUGAACCCGCAGCCCCGCAAGUCCCCCCGCAGCAGCAGAGGGUGGGAAUGGGGGGAGAUUCCGGACACUCGUGGGAGGCCGCGGAGGAGGGAGAGGGAAAGGAGAGCAGAAAUUCCUUCCCGCGGAAGGCCGGGAUUACGGUGGUGCACGGGUCCGUCUGCUCCCUAAGGCAAGAUGCCCACUUUCCCCUCUCCCGCCGGUUUCCUCUGCUCCUUGGAAAUGCCAAUUGACCGGAUACUUUUUGUUUCUUCAUGUUUUAUUAAA